UGACGACAUAAAGCUGCGCCGCGCUCCUGCGCCUGCGAGUCGGCUGAAGAAAGGUUUGGGGUUUAAAUCAUUUAAAGAGUAUAAAUCAAUAAAAGCGUCCAGUCUAUUUAGAGUUUUUUAACAAUCGAAGUAAAUCGAACUAUUUUUCAUUGAAUAUGACAUCGAAAUUCUUUAUUUAACAUUAAUGAACGAUUGUUUUGUAAGUAAAACCCAGUCGCGCGUGAGUAACAGAAACUCUGUCUGAUUUCGUUUCUUAUAUCGUGAAGGAGUUCCAGACACGACUUCGGUCUCUGGCAUGUACUGUUAGAAAAAUCUGAGCUUUCUGAAACUCCGAGUGAACUGAACCAAACAGUAACUUGGCACAAUGAUUCAGAUCACGGCAGCUGACGACCCCUGCAGGAUAAAACCGUGAACAUACAACGAGAACACCAGAGUCUAAUAAUGGCUACACAAAAACACCAAUGCUUUCAAGAAAUGCGAUCUUCAAAUCAUUAAAUACUAAAUAUUAUUCAUACAAACAUAUAUGUGGACUUUAUGUAUACAUUGUGUUCUUUAUAAGGUCAUUUAUAAUAUCAUUGCCCCUCUGCCAGUCUACUGACCACUGAACCAGGGAGCUUUUUCAGACUCGCACUGAGAUUUGGAUCUUUCAUUUCUUUCUGUAAAUUAUUCUCAAACGCACAGAAAAAAAAAAAAAAAUCCUGUUGAAGCAUCUACGAGGUCUACAUGACAUACUAUUAAAAGAUGGCAAUUAUUAAAGAAGAGAGUGAAGACAUGAAGAUUGAAGAAGCAUUGAGAGUAAAGCAUGAAGAUACUGAGGAACAAACAGGUGCAGGAGGAUGCGAAGGAGAGCUUGGUUCGGUGUUGCUGUCUGUCUCUCUGCGUGCGCAGCGAACACUCAGACCUGAUGACACUGAAAGAGGAGAGUGAAAAACUAAAUGAAAUGGAAGAAAAAGACCAGAAACGUGAUUUCAUGAUUGGAGAAAAAUCCACAAAGACUAAGAAGUCAUCCUCACGAAAAAGAAGUCAGAAGACAGAAUCUAGCAGUUAUUUCACCUGCCGCCAGUGUGGAAAGAGACUGACUAAUAAACAAAACCUUGACGUCCACAUGAGAAUUCACAAUGGAGAGAAGCCUUUUACCUGCCAACAGUGUGGAAAGAGUUUCACUCAAAAACAAAACCUUAAAGUCCACUUAAGAGUUCACACUGGAGAGAAGCCUUACAAAUGCACUCAGUGUGGACAGGGUUUUACACAUAAAGGAAACCUUAAUGCCCACAUGAGAAUUCACAAUGGAAAGAACCCUUACAACUGCAAACUGUGUGGGAAGAGCUUCUCACGAAAAGAAAGUCUUAAUGCCCACAUGAGAAGUCACACUGGAGAGAAGCCAUUCAUAUGUGGUCAGUGUGGAAAGGGUUUAAAAUGUAAAGAAACCCUUAAUUGCCACAUGAGGAUUCACUCAGGAGAGAAUUGUCUUACAUGUCAUCAAUGUGGAAAGAGUUUCAGUCAUAAAAGAAGCCUUAAUACUCACAUUGUAAUUCACACAGGAGAGAAGCCUUUCACCUGCCCUCAGUGUGGAAAGAGUUUCUCACUUAAAGGAAACCUUAAGACUCACAUGAGACUUCACACCGGAGAGAAGCCGUUCACAUGUCUUCAGUGCAAGAUAAGUUUCACAUAUCAAAGAGACCUGAAACAUCAUUUGCAAACUCAUUCUGAAAAUAAAUUGCGAGUGUGACAAGGUUAACGAAAAGAAGCAAUUUCAAAAGUUGCCUGAACAUUCACUCUGGAGGAAGGCAGUUUAAUUGUGAUCAGUGUAACAAAAAAUAAUAAUAAUUUGCCACACUCAUGCAGAUGUUCAUGUUCUUUGUGUGUAAAGUGUUUUAAAUCAGGGGUUCCCAAAGUAGGGUUCAGGACCCCCCAGGUGGUCGCCUAACCACGAGAAAGGGUUGCAAGAUGAUUUCCAGAAAUCAAAUAAUUUUUUAAGGAUUAGAAAUAUUGUUACAUUUUAUAACUUGAAUUAAAACUAAAACUCCAGAAUGUUGCCCACCCAACCAAUUAGGUAAGAUUAAUGUUGAAAUGUAAGUAAUGAGUAAAUUGCUAUAAAAUAAUAUUGUUGUUAGACUGUUGUGUUCCUUUUUGUUAUCAUUAUGCUAGUGCAUGUGCAUCAUUGUGCAAAACAUUAGUAUACUUUAACCACCUCAGAAGAAAGUGGGUGUCCCGAGGUACUUAUACCUUAAGGGGUCGUGGGCUGAAAAGUUUGGGAAAACCUGUUUUAAAUGACUGCCAUUGAAAAUGGCAUCAGAAAAUAUGUAUCUGUGUGAAAUGAAGGCUACAAUCAAAUCACUGGUGAAUGUCGACCAAAUCUGAUUGUCAACAAUUGUUUUAUUUGCAUUCAUCAACUCUUUAUGAAAUUUAUAUUUUCUUUUAUCAUGUACAUAUUAACUUUUUGAAGUUAACUUCAAAACUAGAACCUGCACCCUUCGAGUUACAAGUCAGACCCUCAAAACUGCCCCACAAGUUUCAAGUUUUUUGAUUUAAUGACUUAAAUGAUUUAAAACUGUUCAAAAGUUAUUAGCAAAAAUAGCCAUUCUUCAUAUCUCCUAUCAAUCAAUCAAUCACCUUUAUUUAUAUAGUGCUUUAAAC
Carassius auratus (goldfish) is the source of this 2637-nucleotide messenger RNA. Its product is annotated as gastrula zinc finger protein XlCGF8.2DB-like. Bases 803 to 1729 code for a protein of 308 amino acids. Gene Ontology annotation, molecular function: RNA polymerase II cis-regulatory region sequence-specific DNA binding; DNA-binding transcription factor activity, RNA polymerase II-specific. The transcript is spliced from 3 exons. The record is from RefSeq and is a predicted model, not a curated record. NCBI's taxonomy places the organism in Eukaryota, Metazoa, Chordata, Actinopteri, Cypriniformes, Cyprinidae. Gene Ontology annotation, biological process: regulation of transcription by RNA polymerase II.